CAUAUUAAGCAACACCGCCAUCUAGUGGCAUUGCCUAGAAAGUGCAGCUUUCUAGCUGAAUUCUAAUUGGUUGUUCCACCAUUACGACAUUUUCCGGCAUAUGAGUUUCCCCGGGAAGGUUUGGCGCGUAAUCUGUUGUUUUGGUUUUCUCUUCGGAUUCAUUGAUAAAAUUGAUAUAUCGCAUCUCUAAAUCGUAUCGAUCAGAUGGCCCCGGUAUCAAAUCCAGAUAAAGACGCGGACGGCGGAGAUUACGAUGCUGCGGACAGUUGCGGCCUUGCUGCGUCCCGCUCCAGGCGAGAGAAGAGGGAGAAAGUUGGCCGCAAGUCUGCACUGGAGCAGCUCAAGAGAGCCAAGAAGGGGGAGAAAUUAAAGUAUGAGGUGGAGGAAAUCACCAGUGUGUAUGAGGAGGUGGAUGAGGAGCAGUACUCAAAGAUGGUGCGGGAGAGGCAAGAUGAUGACUGGAUUAUUGAUGAUGAUGGAACAGGAUACGUGGAGGAUGGCAGAGAAAUCUUUGAUGAAGAUCUGGAGGAUAAUGCUUCAGAAAAAGGCCCUAAAGGCAAACCAGGUAAAGGAGGGGAGUCAAAGGAUGGCAAGAAUGCUAAGAAAUUGGCUGUCAGUAAACCAAACAGCAUCAAGAGUAUGUUCAUGAACAGCAAUGUCAGAAAGCCUGCUGAGAAAGAUGUGGACCUGUCCAAAGAUGAUCUGCUAGGCGAUAUUCUACAAGACCUGCACUCUGAGAAACCAGUGCUUCUAACCCCACCACCAGUUAUUACUCUGAAGAAAAAGAAAGCGCUGGGAUCCCCCAUGAAUCCCUUUUCUGUUAAACAACAAACACCCAAGGUAGUUUUGCCGCGUCCCCCACCAGCUGAUCCUUCACCCGUUCCAGCCCCUAAACCAGCUCCUUCCGUCCAGACCAAAAGGCCCAAGGUGGAGGAGGAACCCGAGGAAGUUGCUGACUCUUUGGAGUUUGAUGAGGUGGACUUUGAUGAACCAAUGGAGCUUGGUGCUGAGGAACAAGAGGAAGUGGAAGUUAAAGUGAAGGCAGAGGCAGAGCCUGAGCCCAUUGUUAAAAUUGAGCCUAAAACUGAACCCCUUGAUGAGGUGUUGAAACUGGGCAUGAUGGGAGGCUCCUGUUGGGAGAAGAUGGAAGAGGAGGAAGUAGAGGAAGCUCCUGUGGAGGUACAGGUGGAUUCCAGCCAGCUCCCGCUAGUGGAGGGGCCUGAUGGAGAGAUGGUCUUCCGUUUCUACUGGCUGGAUGCUUUUGAGGACCAGUUCAGCCAACCUGGUGUGGUAUAUCUGUUCGGCAAGGUGUGGAUAGAGUUGGCCAAAGCCCAUGUCAGCUGUUGUGUGGCCGUGAAGAACAUCGAAAGGACUAUGUACUUCUUGCCACGAGAGCAUAGAGUAAACCUGGCAACUGGUGAGGAAACGGACACUCCUGUUGGGAUGAUGGACGUUUACCAAGAGUUUAACGACCUCUCUGAAAAGUUCAAAAUCAUGAAGUUCAAGUCUAAGAAAGUGGAGAAGAACUACGCCUUUGAGAUUCCAGACGUGCCAACACACUGUGAAUACCUAGAAGUCAGAUACUCUGCUGAGAUGCCCCAGUUGCCAUCUGAUCUAAAGGGCUCCACUUUCUCCCAUGUGUUUGGCACCAACACUUCGAGCCUGGAGCACCUUCUCCUCAGCAGGAAAAUCCGCGGGCCUUGCUGGCUUGACAUUAAGACCCCUACGCUGAGCAGUCAGCCUAUGAGCUGGUGUAAGGUGGAGGCCAUUGCUCUGAAAAGCGACCUUAUUUCAGUGGUAAAAGAUCUACCUCCUCCUCCACUGGUGGUCAUGUCCAUCAGCCUGAAGACUGUUCAGAACCCAAAGACCCACCACAACGAGAUUGUGUCCUUGGCUGCUCUUAUUCAUUACAAGUUUCCCCUGGAUAAAGCUCCUCCACGCAUCCCUUAUCAGACCCAUUUCUGUGUGGUGAGCAAGCCCAAUGACUGUAUCUACCCCUAUGACUUCAAGGAUGCUGUCAGGAAAAAGAAUGGAGUAGUAGAGAUUGCAGCGACGGAACGCACUCUUUUAGGCUUCUUCUUAGCCAAGAUGCACAAAAUAGAUCCUGAUGUUUUAGUGGGUCAUGAUAUCUUGGGAUUCGACCUUGAAGUUCUGCUGCAGAGAAUUAAUGUGUGCAAAGUGCCUUUUUGGUCCAAAAUUGGGCGACUGAGGAGAGCCAACAUGCCAAAGCUUGGGGGUCGUGGUGGCUUUGCAGAGAAGAGCGCCGCUUGUGGCCGGCUGGUGUGUGAUGUGGAGAUCUCUGCUAAGGAGCUGAUCCGCUGUAAGAGCUACCACCUGACAGAGCUAGCAGCCCAGAUCCUGAAGACGGAGAGGGCUGUGGUGUCUCCAGAGAACAUCAGGAACUUCUACAGUGACUCUCCUCACUUGCUCUACCUGUUGGAACUAACGUGGAUGGACGCCAAACUCAUCCUGCAGAUCAUGUGUGAGCUUAAUGUGCUUCCGCUGGCGCUGCAGAUCACCAAUAUUGCUGGCAAUGUUAUGUCCCGCACACUGAUGGGUGGCCGCUCAGAGAGGAACGAGUACCUGCUGCUCCAUGCCUUCCAUGAGAAGAACUACAUAGUUCCAGACAAGCACUUCUUCAAGAAACCUCAGCAGGACCCUGGGGAGGAUGAGGAUGUGGAUGUGGGCAAAAACAAGUCUGGUAAAGUGAGAAAGAAGGCUGCAUAUGCUGGAGGUCUGGUAUUGGACCCUAAAGUUGGUUUCUAUGAUAAAUUCAUUCUGCUGCUGGACUUUAACAGUCUAUAUCCCUCCAUUAUCCAAGAGUUCAACAUCUGCUUCACCACAGUUCAGAGAGAGGCUCCUGGCUCCCGCAAAAAGACUGAGGAGGAUGACGUUGAUGAGGUUCCGGAGCUUCCUGACCCAGAUCUCGAGAUGGGCGUUCUUCCUAAAGAAAUCCGCAAGCUGGUGGAGCGCAGGCGGCAGGUCAAACAGCUGAUGAAGCAGGCUGAUUUAAACCCUGACUUGUACCUGCAGUAUGACAUUCGACAGAAGGCCCUGAAGCUGACUGCUAACAGCAUGUAUGGAUGUCUGGGCUUCUCAUACAGUCGGUUCUAUGCCAAACCUCUGGCUGCACUGGUCACUCACAAAGGCAGAGAGAUCCUAAUGCACACCAAAGACAUGGUACAGAAGAUGAAUCUGGAUGUUAUCUACGGUGACACUGACUCCAUCAUGAUCAACACCAACAGCUCUAAUCUGGAGGAGGUCAUGAAACUGGGCAACAAGGUGAAAAGUGAGGUGAAUAAGCUGUAUAAGCUUCUGGAGAUAGACAUUGAUGGCGUCUUUAAGUCUCUGCUGUUGCUGAAGAAGAAAAAGUAUGCUGCGCUGACGGUGGAGCAGCUGGGAGAUGGCCGCUACACCACCAAGCAGGAGUUCAAAGGCCUGGACAUCGUGCGCAGGGACUGGUGUGACCUCGCCAAGGAGUGUGGCAACUACGUGAUUGGUCAGAUUCUGUCAGACCAGAAUCGGGACACCAUACUGGAGAACAUCCAGCAGCACCUUAUAGAGGUGGGGGAGAAGGUGGCCAGUGGCAGCAUCCCAAUAAACAUGUUUGAGAUCCACAAGGCCCUGACGAAGGAUCCACAGGACUACCCAGAUAAGAAGAGUCUCCCUCAUGUGCAUGUGGCCCUGUGGAUCAACUCUCAAGGAGGAAGGAAGGUUAAAGCAGGCGAUACCAUAUCCUACGUCAUCUGUCAGGACGGUUCGAACCUUGGGGCCAGCCAGAGGGCCUAUGCUCCAGAACAGCUCCAGAAGCAGCCCGGACUGACCCUGGACACCCAGUACUACCUCUCCCAGCAGGUGCAUCCUGUGGUGGGCCGCAUCUGUGAGCCCAUCGAAGGCAUUGAUGGUGUGCUGAUUGCCACGUGGUUAGGGCUGGAUCCAGGGCAGUUCCGGGCUCAGCAGCGGCAGCAGCGAGAGGAGGAAGCUGAUGGUCUCCUUGGCGUCCCGCCACAGCUCACAGAUGAAGAACGCUACCGGGACUGUGAGAGGUUCUCCUUCUCCUGCCCUGACUGCGGCACAGAAAACAUCUAUGACAGUGUCUUCGAGGGAGCGGGGAGCGUUACGGAGCCCAGUUUGAAGCGCUGCUGUCACAUCCCUUGUGGUGGAAGCCCCUUGGAACAUCCUGUUCAAAUCAGCAACAAGCUGCUGCUGGACAUCCGGCGGCACAUCCGCAAGUUCUACAGCGGUUGGCUACUGUGUGAGGACCAAGCCUGUCAGAACCGAACUCGUCGUCUGCCGGUGGCGUUCACCCGUUCAGGCCCUAUAUGUCCACUCUGCUGCAAGUCCACUCUCAAGCCAGAGUAUUCUGAGAAGGCCCUGUACAACCAGCUGAGCUUCUACAGGUUCAUCUUUGAUUGGGACUACGCCGUGACCAAGGGAGACGACAAACAGAAGUUUAAGAGUGGCUGGAACAAGGAGAGAGAGGUGUACAAGAAGCUGAAGGGGGUAGUGGACCGUGUCCUGGUGUCCAGCAGCUACUCCGAAGUCAACCUGUCUAAGCUCUUCCAGGCCUUUACAACACUGAAGUAA
Colossoma macropomum (tambaqui) is the source of this 4587-nucleotide messenger RNA. It is a transcript of the gene pola1, whose product is annotated as polymerase (DNA directed), alpha 1. NCBI's taxonomy places the organism in Eukaryota, Metazoa, Chordata, Actinopteri, Characiformes, Serrasalmidae. The transcript has 37 exons. Bases 205 to 4587 code for a protein of 1460 amino acids. The record is from RefSeq and is a predicted model, not a curated record. Gene Ontology annotation, cellular component: alpha DNA polymerase:primase complex. Gene Ontology annotation, biological process: mitotic DNA replication initiation; leading strand elongation; lagging strand elongation. Gene Ontology annotation, molecular function: purine nucleotide binding; pyrimidine nucleotide binding; DNA-directed DNA polymerase activity.